Messenger RNA from Rhipicephalus sanguineus (brown dog tick), 534 nucleotides. RefSeq lists its product as uncharacterized. NCBI's taxonomy places the organism in Eukaryota, Metazoa, Arthropoda, Arachnida, Ixodida, Ixodidae. The coding region runs from base 1 to 534 and encodes 177 amino acids. Gene Ontology annotation, molecular function: nucleic acid binding. The record is from RefSeq and is a predicted model, not a curated record. The transcript has a single exon.
AUGGACAAUGCUCCAUACCAUAGUGUUCAGCUCGAAACGUUGCCCUCGACGCCGUCGCGCAAGGCCGAGAUUCAGUCUUGGUUGACUCAAAAAAACAUCCCGUGGUCUAAUGACCAGUUGAAGCCCGACCUCAAUCAGCUGGUUAACCAAAACAAGCACCGUUUUUCUGAAUACCGGAUUGAUGCCCUGGCCAAGGUUGCCGGUCAUUACAUUGUUCGGCUUCCUCCUUACCAUUGUGAAUUCAAUCCUAUUGAAAUGGUGUGGAGCCAGGCCAAGGGGUAUACUGCAGCCAACAACAGGCCGUUCACUCUUGCUGGAGUCGAAAAACUUCUGGACGAAGCCAUUGCCCUUGUGACUCCAGAAAACAGGGCGCGCGGCUGCGCUCAUGUGGUUCGUCUUGAAGAGGAGGCCAGGGAGCAGGAUGGUGCAAUCGAAAGCACGCUCGACAGCAUCAUAAUUACUCUGGGAUCUGACUCCAGCAGCUGCAGUGACAGUAGUGUCAGUGAAUUGAGUAGUAUAGAGGGGCUCUGGUGA